Brassica napus (rape) is the source of this 792-nucleotide messenger RNA. Its product is annotated as classical arabinogalactan protein 6. NCBI's taxonomy places the organism in Eukaryota, Viridiplantae, Streptophyta, Magnoliopsida, Brassicales, Brassicaceae. The record is from RefSeq and is a predicted model, not a curated record. The transcript has a single exon. Bases 131 to 589 code for a protein of 152 amino acids.
CUUACAUCCUAAAGCUUUGCAGUGUUUCUCCCUAUAGUAAAAAGAACAAAAAUCCAAAAAAAACAUAAUAAUAGUACUGCCUUAGCUUUUGGAAUAUCCUCUUAUUAAUCUCAAUAAAAACAAAAACAAAAUGGCACGCCAGUUUAUCGUAUUUGCUCUAUUGGCUAUCAUUGUUGCCACCGCUUUCGCCGCCGAUGCUCCCGCAGCUUCCCCGAAGAAGUCUCCGUCUCCGACCACCGCACCAGCAACCAAAACUCCAACUGCCCCAACGAAGGCUCCUACCGCCACACCAAAAUCUUCCUCCGCUGAUGCGCCUAAGUCAUCUUCAGCCGCUUCUCCCAAAACAUCUUCCCCUGCUGCAGGAGGACCCGCCGCCGAGGAUGACUCCUCUGCCUCUGGUCCCAGUGACAGCUCUGAUGCACCUAGCGUGUCCUCUCCGCCAGCUCCCACACCCGACAGCACAUCCACUGCUGAUGGACCAAGCGAUGGACCCAGUGCAGAGUCACCAACCAGCGGUGCCGUGUCCACCGUCAAGCUUUCUGUUGCUGGCAUAACAGCCGCCAUCAGCUUGUUCUUCUUUUCUUUCUAAGUUAAAUUAGUCCAUAUUUUGCUUAGAAAGAUUGUCGUCUAAUCUUUCAACAUGAGACGUGAACUUAUUAUAUAUAUAUAUAUAUAUACGUUUAUAAGUUGAGAUUAAUUGGAGUUACUAUAAACUCAAAAGUCGAUAUGAAUUUUUGUUAGAAACAAAUGUUUCAUAUUUUGUUUAAUAUAAUAAAGUUUUGUGGAAACGCA